AUGGUGAAUAGCACCCUUUUCAAUACAGGCGUGAUUUCUCCAUUCCCAGCACAACUCUCUAAUUUGACUUCACUCUCUAUUCUUGAGCUAGUUAAUGGCCAACUAGGUGGUUCACUUCCUUAUCUUCCUCAACUUACAGAGCUUGAUGUGAGUAGAAGUUUUGAUCUCCAUAUUGAUUUAACUAAGAUGUUCAACCAGCAAUGGCCUAAACUACAAAGACUUUGGAUGUCGCACACAAAAGUUACCGGACAAAUUCUGGAUAUGAUUUCACAUGUGCCGGUAUUGGUCAGUCUUGAUGCCUCAGGCUGUUCAAUUCAAGAAACCCUAUCCAGUAUAUUAGCCAAUCUUUCUCAAUUGAAGUUUCUGGACACCAGUAGCAAUUCCAUAACAGGAACGUUAUCAAAUUGCCUAAAAAAUCUCCAAAAUCUUUGGUACUUCGGUAUUUCAAGUAACUCCAUUGAAGGCAGCAUCUCAAUCAUCCCUUUGGUCAACGAAUUAAACUUAGCUGAAUUAGAUACGAGUUCAAAUAUCAAGCUAAUUGUAGUUAUAGAUGAUCACUCGAAUGUGUACCCUAAUAGUAAACUAAAGAGAUUAAGGUUGACCUCAACCGGUCUCAAAGGAUCUCCUAAUUUCAUUUGUAAUUUGACUGGUCUGGUAGAGUUGGAUUUGUCUCAUAGUAACCUAACCGGAACUAUCCCUUCUUGUCUUUUCAAACUAAAAUAUCUCAAUGAAUUACACUUGGGAAACAACAUGCUUUCUGGUAAUCUACCUCUUCCGCCUCAGAACCUUUCAACUAUCGAUAUAUCAAAUAACAAAUUAAGCGGUGAAAUCUCUAUAGAAACAGGAAAAAGGCUAUCGAAUGCCAAGAUCAUCCUGCUGUACGGUAAUGAACUUUCAGGGUCGAUUCCAUUUUCUAUAUAUCCCACAGAAUCUGAUGGUGGUAUACUUGAUCUCUCCAGCAAGAGACUAAACCGGAGUAUUCGUACUAAUAUAUUUCCUGGGAGUACUCUUGCUUCUCUAAACCUUGGCGCCAACAAUCUCACUGGAAUAGUUCCAAAAGAGCUGGAAUUUGCGAAAGAUCUACAGAUUCUUUUACUAAAUGACAACCAUCUGGAGGGUACUAUAAAUUUCAUCAGUGGACUUCACAACUUGGAAUAUCUCAACUUAGGUAAUAACAACUUUGGAGGCAGUAUACCAACUGCUUUGGGUUCAAUCCAAGGCCUUAAUGUCCUUUCUCUAAGGUCAAACAAGUUGUACGGGCCAAUCCCUGAGGAGAUUCUUUAUUUACAGGAACUCUGUGUCUUAGACUUAUCCCUAAAUAAUCUGUCAGGUCAUAUUCCUUCAAGAUUAGGAAACUUGAGUGGAUUAACAAUAAAAGCACUUGCUACGCGCCGGGCGGACCCCAUAACCAUCCACCAUCAUUUGGUCCAUGUUUGCUAUGCAUUGGGCAUCUUUUUCUUUUAA
Messenger RNA from Papaver somniferum (opium poppy), 1464 nucleotides. Its product is annotated as LRR receptor-like serine/threonine-protein kinase GSO2. Gene Ontology annotation, molecular function: protein binding. NCBI's taxonomy places the organism in Eukaryota, Viridiplantae, Streptophyta, Magnoliopsida, Ranunculales, Papaveraceae. Gene Ontology annotation, cellular component: plasma membrane. The coding region runs from base 1 to 1464 and encodes 487 amino acids. The transcript has 2 exons. The record is from RefSeq and is a predicted model, not a curated record.